Messenger RNA from Toxorhynchites rutilus septentrionalis, 643 nucleotides. Its product is annotated as peroxiredoxin 1-like. Gene Ontology annotation, biological process: response to oxidative stress; hydrogen peroxide catabolic process; cellular response to stress. Gene Ontology annotation, molecular function: thioredoxin peroxidase activity. The transcript has a single exon. Gene Ontology annotation, cellular component: cytosol. Bases 179 to 643 code for a protein of 154 amino acids. The record is from RefSeq and is a predicted model, not a curated record. NCBI's taxonomy places the organism in Eukaryota, Metazoa, Arthropoda, Insecta, Diptera, Culicidae.
UCUCUUGUCAUCUGUUGGCGCUCGGAGGUGUUUUGUUCUGUUUUCGGUCGUCUUUUGUCUGCUGUGAAUUAGUGCACUGCACAGGAAGAAGCCGGUGUUCCUAAUCGCGAAAUCACCAAACACAAAAGGCUAGAAUCAAAUUUAUACGUGCAACAAGCUCAGCAAAUCUAUUUUCAACAUGCCAGUUCCAGAGCUCCAAAAACCCGCUCCCAAAUUCGCCGGAACCGCCGUCAUCAACGGCGAGUUCAAGGAGAUCAAGCUGGAAGACUACGCCGGCAAGUAUCUGGUACUAUUCUUCUAUCCUCUGGAUUUCACCUUCGUCUGUCCGACCGAAAUCAUCGCCUUCUCGGAUCGCGUGGAGGAAUUCCGCAAGAUUGGCUGCGAAGUGAUUGGCGUUUCGACCGACAGUCAUUUCACUCAUCUGGCCUGGAUCAACACACCCCGCAAGCAGGGUGGACUUGGCGAGCUGGGAAUCCCACUGUUGGCUGACAAGUCGAUGAAAAUCUCGCGCGACUAUGGAGUGCUACAGGAGGAAAGCGGAGUCCCAUUCCGUGGGCUGUUCGUCAUCGACGGCAAGCAGAAUCUGCGCCAGGUGACCGUCAAUGAUUUGCCUGUGGGACGUAGCGUUGAUGAAACCACUUGA